Molecule: messenger RNA, 1386 nt
Organism: Leptomonas pyrrhocoris
Lineage: Eukaryota; Euglenozoa; Kinetoplastea; Trypanosomatida; Trypanosomatidae
Product: putative FtsJ-like methyltransferase
Exons: 1
Coding region: 64-1386 (440 amino acids)
Biological process (GO): cytoplasmic translation; tRNA methylation
Cellular component (GO): cytoplasm
Molecular function (GO): tRNA methyltransferase activity
Source: RefSeq, a predicted model, not a curated record
GUAUUCGACAUUAGCAAAGUCCGACGUACACACACACACGCAAACACACAUACACAAGGAAAGAUGGGUCGUGCGUCAAAGGACAAGCGCGAUAUCUACUACCGCAAAGCGAAGGAAGAGGGCUACCGCGCCCGCAGCGCGUACAAGCUACUCCAAAUCCACGAGGAGUUCAACAUCCUCGACCCGGCUGAGAUCCGCACGGGGGCUGUGGACCUGUGUGCGGCCCCGGGUAGUUGGUCGCAGGUACUGGCCCAUCACUUCAAAACCCUCGCAGCCACAACGGCAUCAUCCUCAUCAUCGUUGUCUUCGGCAUCACCGCUGCCCCCGCCCCGCGUCGUCGCCGUCGACUUACAGGAGAUGGCUCCCAUUGAAGGCGUGUAUGUUUUGCAGGGCGACAUCACGAGCGAGGCGACGGCGCACGAAAUCAUCCGCCUGCUGAAUGCGCCAGAGGACAGCCUCCACCUCACUGCCACUACCGCUACUGCUGCUGUUACCCCUGCCGCUCCUGCUCCUCAAGACGGCGAUCAACCUACGUCACCCUCUUCAUCUUCGAAGGGCGCUUCCCCGCGCAAGGCGGAUAUCGUGAUCUGCGACGGCGCCCCCGAUGUCACCGGCAUGCACGAACUAGACGAGUAUCUGCAGCAUCACCUGCUACUCGCUGCCCUGCACAUCACCACGUUUAUGCUCCGCCGCGGGGGCUGCUUUGUGACGAAGAUGUUCCGCGGCCCUAACACGCCCUUCUUAAUCGCCAAGAGCGAGGUCUUCUUCGACCAGGUACGCGUCGUGAAGCCCAAGUCGUCGCGGAAUGCGUCAAUGGAGAGCUUCCUGCUGUGUCAGGGCUUCCGACUCCCACCCGGGUACGUGCCACGCUUCCUGGGAGACGCCACAGCCACGACGCACGCGGCGAGUGCUCCUUACCACAGAAAUGAAGAAGAGGAGGAAGAAGGAAAACGAGAAGAGAUCGUCGUACGGACGGACGAGACGGUGCAGGUACACGCAGCGGGUCCGCUACAAGCGAGCGACUUCACCCCGGCAGCUCCGCGUUAUCGCUACGCCGUCGCCGCUCCUGGUGCUGCUGUUGCUACUGCCGGCGGUUUAUCGGCCGUGGCAGCGUCGUCGUCUUCGUCGGAGUCACGGGCAGCCUGUACGCUGCCCGGCAGCGUCCUCGCGCCGUUCUUGUCGUGCGGGGACUUGAGUGGGUUUGAUGCGGAUAUGUGCUACGACCGGCCGGCGGACACGACGGUGCUGGCGCCGGUCCAACCCCCUCUGCAAGCGCCGUACUUAGCUGCUGCUGCUGCUGCGGCGGCGGCGGCGGCGGAGGUGAAGACGGCGACGACGGGGAGCGAUACGUCGAUGAAGCGGUUGAAGGUGGAGGCGCCGCCUUGA